GCACUUAGACACAGGGACAGACAUAGGGGCACAGACAGGGGGGAGAGUUAAACACUAGACUGAGGGCAGAUUGGGAGAGAUUGUGAGGCACACAGAGGGAGAGACUGGGAGCAGAGAGAGAAGUGAGAGACAAACAGGGGAGGGACACAUACAUUUUUUUUGUACACACAGCCCUCAUAGAGAGGCACAGACAUACAGACUUGAGGCACACAGACACCUUUCCGACACACAGGCACUCCCAAUAAAGCCAGACUUGAGCCACCAGGGAGGACAGCACUUAGAAAGAGGCAGAAGCCACACAGGCAGUGGCCCAUUCAGGCACUCAGACAGCACCCAGACAGGCUUUACACGCACAGAGCCUUUGGCAAGGUCCUGGGACACAGCGGAGAAGGGAAGUUCCUGUGCCAUGCUGCAAUUCCUGCUGCUCCCUCUUCUGCUCUGCACUGUUACCCGGGGCCACCCAAUUCCAGGAGGUGACACACUGCAGUCUGGUGGUACAUGCUGGCUGCUCCAGGGUACAGAUUCCACGUGCAGUAGGAUGCUGCUUAGCUCAGUGACAUGGGACGAGUGCUGUAAGGAUGGGCACAUAGAUACAGCAUGGUCCAACUACACUGAACCAAUGAAUAAGAUCAGUCUUCUGGGCUUCCUGGGUCUGGUCUCUUGCCAGCCCUGUCGAGACAGUUGUGAAGGGGUGCAGUGCCCCCCUGGAAAGACAUGUUUCCUAAAAGACGGGCGUCCACAGUGUGAAUGUACACCAGAUUGCUCAGGCCUGGAGGCCGAUGUGCCAGUUUGUGGUUCUGAUGGCCACACAUACCAGGAUGAGUGUGAACUGGUUACAAAAAAAUGCCGGGGGCACCCGGAUCUGGAGGUCAUGUACUAUGGGAAAUGCAAAAAAUCUUGCUCUAAUGUGGUUUGCCCAGGGACUCAUUCCUGUGUGGUGGAUCAAACAGGGAGCGCCCAUUGUGUUGUUUGCCGCUCAACGCCUUGUCCACAGCCACUUGCUUUUGGAAACAUGCUGUGUGGGAACAAUAAUGUCACUUAUCCUUCUGCAUGCCAUCUUCGCAGAGCCACCUGCUAUCUGGGAAGGUCUAUUGGGGUUCGUCACACAGGCAGUUGUGCAGAUAUUCCUGAGUUUUCCAUGGAUCUGGAUGACAGCGUGAAGAAUUACAUCUGACAUCACCAUGAAACGCCUGGCACAUAGGCAUUCCAUAUGUAUAUUGUACAUACAGUGAGGCAUAUUUAUUAACUGGAUGUGCUAUUUAUAUAUAUAUCAGACAGGCUCCUUAUCCCAUGAGCACAGGGGCUCAAUGCAAAACUCUUGUGACUAUAAAGGUGAGAAAAAAGAAAACCCAACAAAUACACUUGGUGCAAGACAUGGUAAAACCAGUGCUAUUUUUUCUAAUGAAUUUGCCUCCUGAAGACUUUGCCCUCUUUUGUUAUGGUCGUUGAAAUGAAUAUGCUGAACGUUUGCAAGAGGUGAGACAACACUCCAAGAAGCAAAAGCUCGCCCAUUCCUUUCCUAUUCUAUAUGUGUUUAUUAAGCAUAGCUUUUUUAAUAGACUGAAAAUUAUACUAAUAUUGUAACCCUAUAUAGGACUGCUGUUUUCAUGUGCAGACAGUAGUUUCAGGGAUCAUCAGUGCCCUAAAGAACAUGUAGAAAUGUAGAUAAUGUCACAAGAAAUUAGCACUGCAUCUAGAUCACAAUUUUAACUUAUAUUAUCAGCAGAGUACAUAAGUACCAGGCAUAUAUGUGGUACCUUGAAGACUUUCCUCCUCCCGAUUGUCAUUACGAAACAGAGACAAUAGAAAUAUGGGAAAGGGAGUCUGACAUAGUGAGUGGAAGAAAAACUAUACAUACGCAGUUUUUCCCUCCCUUGCAUGGUGAUAUUUAUCCCUUUCCCUGUUCAGUCCCAAGUUUGCUGCUCAGUCAGUUUUUCCUUUGUGCAUAAGCUGAUAAAUCAUUAUAAAACACCAACCAUGCAAUAUAGCUGGUUACAAUACUAGAAGCCCCAGGGAGCUUCUAAUCACUGGUUAACUUUGUUCUUAUGUUCAUAUCUUGGGUGUACUUUGCCUUGUUUUAGUAUAGUCCUGAUACCCCGGUGGUUUUUUUUUUGCUGUUUUUUAUCUUUGUGUCUCUAUUUUCUAUUCAUGGAAAUAAAAUACUUAAAAUUA
Messenger RNA from Xenopus tropicalis (tropical clawed frog), 2172 nucleotides. It is a transcript of the gene fstl3, whose product is annotated as follistatin like 3. The record is from RefSeq and is marked provisional. NCBI's taxonomy places the organism in Eukaryota, Metazoa, Chordata, Amphibia, Anura, Pipidae. Gene Ontology annotation, molecular function: serine-type endopeptidase inhibitor activity. Gene Ontology annotation, cellular component: extracellular region.